AUGCGACUUUGCCUAUUCUUUUUAUUUGUUGGUUUAUCAUCAACAUAUGAACAUUGGUUUGUUUUUGAUCAAUAUCAAUUUCCAGGAUUUUAUACACCAUUAUUUACAUUAAUUUCUUCAUCAAAUAAUAAAAUAGGUCAACAAGAAAAAAAUCUUUCAUUUGCAUUGUCGACUUAUGAACGUUCGAUUAGUAUUGUUCUUAAUAUUGGUAGUUCAGAUAAAACAAUAAGACGAGAUGAACAAUUUAUUAAAUUAAAUAUUGAACGUGCUGAUUUAUUAUAUAAUUCAUUAAAUCAUUUAAUUUUUAUUGGUCUACGACAAGGAACGAAACUUGAAACAUAUGUUAAUUGUAAAUUAAUUGAUUCAUAUUUACUUUAUUCAUCGUAUCAAAUCAAUGAAGAUGAUAAGGAUGAUGAAAGUUCAUCGUUUAAAAUUGUAAAUUUAGCAAAUGGUAUUAAACAUUUUGAAAAUAAAACAGAUGAACAUUAUCUUCAACAAAUAUUUGACAACUUUGGUUGUAAACAAUCGGGUACAACUAUUACUACGAAUAAUAAAACAACAAUUAUUGGACGACCAUUAAUUCGAAAAAUGCAACAUGUUAUUGAAAAAGUUCAAAAACGUAAAUUACGAUCAAGACGUCAUCAAAAUCAACAAUCUUCUUUUGAAUUGACCUCAGAUUCAUUUACUAUCAUUUAUAAACCAAAUAUUGCUCAAUUCGAUGAUAGUGAAACAAAUUUUCGUACUGUUCUCUAUGUACCACAGUUCGCAUUUUAUGUUCUAUAUUAUCCAAAAGAACAUCUCUUUAACAUUCGAUUCAAUAAUGAAAAUCGUACUCAAUUCAUUUUAUAUGCUGAUAAAUCAACUGAUCUUCUUAACUCUCGUAGUAAAUCACAAGAAUCAUCAUUCAGCAAUAAUCUAUUAUCAACUGUUAUUCUCUUUAUACAUAUAACACCAACAAUGAUAACAUGUUAUGUUAAUUGUGAAUUAACUGAUCAAGAAUUUAUUAUUGAUUCAUUAUAUGUACAAAAUAUAAUACGACAAACAAUGGAUAAAACUCUUAAUAAUCAACAAUAUGAAGAAAAACAAAUUAUGGAAUAUGAUCGUCAAUCAACGUUAAUUUUAUUUAAUAAAUCAAUUGAUCAAAUAGCAGCAAAUUUUUUUUGUUUAAAAUUAGAUAAGAAAAAUGAAGAUUUAUUACCUGAUAAAUAUGCUUUACGAAAAUUUGCCAAUGCUCUAGAUAUGUUGGUUAAUAGUCUUGAUACACCUAUAAAUAUAAAUCAUCAUCAAGAUCAAACAUCAACAACUUCUACAACAACUACACAAAGUAUUUCAGCUGUAAAUAUUCAUACUAUAGAUGGUUUUGGAAGCCUUAUAGCUCCUUCAUUAAAUACAGAUAUGAAUACAAUAUCAAAUGAUAUUAGUGAAUAUGAUAAAGCAUGUCUUACUGAUCAAGAUUGUAAUUCAAAUAAUUCACAUUUAAAAUGUCAAAAUAAACAUUGUGCAUGUUCAACACGUUAUUUUUGGUCACCAAUUGUACGUCGUUGUAUAUCAUGUAAAGAUCUAUCAAUUGGUAAUCGUUGUUUUCGUUUAUCAAAUCAUAAAUCAACAUGGUAUGAAGCAAAUGAAUAUUGUCAAGAUGAAAAUUCAUCAGAUGAUCAACAAGAAUAUACAAUGAAAUUAGCAUCAAAUCUUAAUCGUACUGAUAUUGAAUUACUUCGACAAAGUCUUUUAAAUGAAGAUGAUGGAGAACAAUUAGAUUAUUUUUAUUGGAUUGGUUCAACAAGUCAAUUUGAUACACGAAAAUUACAUAAACAUAACAAUCGACAUAAACGACAUGUACCAACAACAAUAUUCCGUUGGUAUGAUAAUGGUGAAACAGCACAAUUAAAUAUUCCAGAUAUAUGGUGUUCACAAAGAGAACAAAUGAAUAUAGCAACAAUUAAUAAUAAUGAAUUGUGUGUUAGUCUUACAUCAUGUGGUUUAUAUGCUGAUGAUUGUCAACGAAAUUACAGAUUUUUAUGUGAAGCUGUUUAA
Messenger RNA from Rotaria sp. Silwood2, 2034 nucleotides. NCBI's taxonomy places the organism in Eukaryota, Metazoa, Rotifera, Eurotatoria, Philodinida, Philodinidae. The record is from the annotation of a GenBank genome assembly.